CUUCUCCAGGGUCAUGUGAGCCAAGCGAGCGAGGCAGACGGGGGCGCGACUGUGGCUGCUGCCGGGCAAUGCUGGUGGAUCGAUAGCUUUCUAGGCUUUAUGAUUUACAGCCACUGAUUCCUCAACAGAUAUUUAUUUGGAAGAAGACCAACUAAUGGUCUCAGUAAAUGACAGCAAACUGGUAUCUGUUUCAGGUCCAUUGAUUACCUUAGCUUCUGUUGAACUAGCUAGCACUGCAGAUGCAUUCAAGCUUGAUAUGCCACCGCUGAACCCGCUGGAGGAUUGUAAUGGAGAACAAGUAUCGAAUCCAGCAGUUCCCUCCGACCUUCCCUGCUCAUUGGAGACGGAUGUAAAUGUAAAGAAGGAAGCCGAAAAACCCCAGAGCACCAUUUAUGAAGCCCAUUUCAAACUACCUGAUUUUUGCACAGAACUCUCUAGGGAUUUCAUCCCUACACUGGAGGAGAUUGAUGAAUUCCUGAAUGAAAAGACAGAAGUUCUUAAGGAUGAGCUGAAACAGCCAGGAGGAGGACAGCUUGAGAUAAAAUCUGAGAUCAAUUUGAGAAGCCCUGAGAAGCAGUGUACCUCUAGAAUUGCUCCAGGUCUAGAUGAAGGCCGUUCAAGCUUUGUUCCAUCUGGAGUGGCAGAUGCAGGAACAGACAUCCCUGAAGCAAUGGGAAACAUUCCUGUUGUUCUUCAGAUCCAGCCCAUUCAAGCAAGUGAAGGAAAUUCAUCAACUCAGGGUCCUAAUGCGGGUAUCAAAAUGGCCCAACUAGUCAUCAAAAUGCAAGGCCAGAGUGUGACUAUUCUUCCUCAGGUCAUUCAAAGCCCUGUGAUAAGCACAGACCAGAAGUAUGUACGAAUAGCCCCUUUGCCUGUGACAUCGAGGCCAGGAGUAAUUGGAAGCACGAGGAACAUGGAAGCCAAGGUUCCCAAAAUCGCUUCUUCAGUUAUCCGAGUCCACAAGUGCACACAUCCUGGCUGCACCAAGAUGUACACCAAAAGUUCUCAUCUGAAGGCGCACUUCCGACGCCACACUGGAGAAAAGCCAUACACCUGUACAUGGCCUGACUGUGGCUGGAGAUUUUCUCGUUCAGAUGAACUGUCUCGCCACAAGCGCUCCCAUUCUGGACUCAAGCCUUAUCAGUGCCAAGUUUGUGAGAAGAAAUUUGCUCGCAGUGACCACUUAUCAAAACACAUGAAGAUCCACAGAGUGUCAUUCAGUUUGGCAAGCCAGACAAAUCAGGGUUGCGGUAAAAAUUAAGCCUUCCUUCAUUGCCUUGCUAAGAGAAAAAUUCCAGGCGAGAUACAUGUAAGUAUAGAAGACAAUAUUUUUUUGGAAGAGGAGGCAGUAAGCCACUGAUUGUGUCAAAAUCUGUGGAAAGCCCAAAGCCUACCUCUAACCUGAACAUGCCUUACAAUCAGGGCUCAUCUCCAAACAGAGUCUCCCGUUCUGGUGAACUCUUGUAAAAUUUGUAAUUACAUUUCAGACACUUAUUUGAUAAUUAAAGAUGCUGGAACAGGUGCUGGGGGAAGAGAGACGUUUCUUUUGGAAUUUUGGACUGUUGAUCGUAGAGGCAUUUCUAACGCUCCUGCCAUGGUGGACAACAGGAAUAGUUACACAAAUGGGAACUAUAUUUUACAGCAUUCUUUUCUCAAUAAGUAUACAAUUAAUCAUUGAGUCUGGAAGUGAAAAUUACAAGGGGAGGACUACCAAGGAAAUGUUUGCCAAAAACUGGCAAAUGCAAGAUUCAAAAUCAGACACUCUUUUGCCACCAGAUAUGGGUUUCAAAGUAUCCAGUGUUUUUUUGUGUUGAGUUUAAUCAUUUGUAUUUGAAAAAAUUGUUGAAGUUUGGAUAACUGUGAAUUUCAUUUUGGCUCUCACAGCCAAUAUUUCAAUACUUAUUCUGUGGUUCAUGACCCAAAGGCUGCCAGUGCCACAGAAAAGCACCCACAGUGACACUUAUGCUUCUGUUCUUGGAGGGAGUGUUGCAUGGUACAAGAUGUAAACACUUUGUAGAAUUCUGCUAUAAGGCAGAAGAGUCUUCAGCCUGUGUCAUUUUUUAAGGACUGGCAAAAUACAGUCCUAAUGAUUCUGACUCCUGCCUAAAAUGGUCACAGCUUCAAGCCAAUUUCUGCUUUUCUUUUCUAGGCUAUAAAUAAUGAACAGAUGUAAAUGUUAUUGAUUCUAAAAGUAACAAAUGAUUCCAGAAAAAAAGGAAUUCCUCUCAGAAAGCACUUGUCAACUUAGGGGAAACCUCUGUGUUCUUUGUGGUCUCUACAUAGCCCUACAAGUAGUUUCUGCUCAUGUAGAAGCAGCACUUUCUAGAGGUCUAGCCCAGAAACUAAGGUUUAUGUCACCCCAAAGGACAGUUCAGCUUGUGCUCCCAGGGAAUGGGAAAGUGCGCUCUCUAGCUAUUUUCUGACUGCCAUGUUAACUCAGAAAAUUCUGUCUUCCUGGAUAUUUUUCAUCAUACUUCAUCCUUUUCCCUUUUCCUGUGUUUUUUUAAGCCAGUUUUAAAUUUCUUGUUUGCAGCAGGUACGCUUGGUCAUUGUUUUCUUAGCUGUUUCUUAUUACUCCUCUUUUCAAAUGAAAACUCAUUUUGAUCAUUGUUAUCCCAUCAGCACUUUCAGCUCUGGCUUUCAUGGGCAAAUGUGCAGGCUUAUUUUAUUGCAUUAUGUCCGGAGCACCAUAUCAGGUUUCAUGCCCUUUCCCACUUUUAACCUUGUCAGAAAUGUAUGACUGACAUUAGGCAAAGGUGAUGACUGACAAAAGCCUAACCUGUGAGUUUCAUGGCUGAGGAUUUGAACCUAACUGGCUACGGUCCAAGUUUACUCUCACUCUGUUCAUUAGAUCUCCCUGGCUCACUAUACCUUCACCUUGACAAUGAUGUGUUUCUUUUGCUAGGCAUUUAGUAUGAAUGAGAGUAUAGUGCUGCUAUAAAAGAAAGAAAUCUUAACCCAGUCAAAAUAAAAGGUAUCAUUUUUACAGAAAUCUACUUUACAGCUAUGAGGAAAGGAGCAUUGGGAAGCAAGUUUACAUCUUUGUGUAAUUUCAUACGUGUCUGUUCCUGUGUUCAGAUCCAGUUCUCACCAGAAGAGAACAAUAGCUUAUUUAAUGUAAGCCUAAUCCUAUGUAUGUUUAUUUGCAAGUCUGUAAUUCUGAGAGCUGCAUGUGAUUGAGCAUCUUGUUUUUGCCUGCCUUGAGUGUUCCAGCCUCCUUCCCCUACGGGCAACUUUCUUCUUCAGGAUGUGCCAGCAUGAAUGACUCACACUACCUCCUUCUCUUACAUGCUGUAAGGCCCUGGCUUUAAGAAUGCUACUUUUUUCUCCAGCUCCUCCUCCACCCAUUGCACAGUUUUUAAAGCAGGGGUCUGUUCAAAGUUAUAAAGAACUGCUGCCACCAUUA
Messenger RNA from Sphaerodactylus townsendi, 3406 nucleotides. Its product is annotated as Krueppel-like factor 15. The coding region runs from base 155 to 1261 and encodes 368 amino acids. Gene Ontology annotation, molecular function: RNA polymerase II cis-regulatory region sequence-specific DNA binding; DNA-binding transcription factor activity, RNA polymerase II-specific. The transcript is spliced from 3 exons. The record is from RefSeq and is a predicted model, not a curated record. Lineage: Eukaryota; Metazoa; Chordata; Lepidosauria; Squamata; Sphaerodactylidae. Gene Ontology annotation, biological process: regulation of transcription by RNA polymerase II.